AUGUCUCAACUCGAAUCACAAUCAGGCUCUGCCUUGGGGGCGUAUUCAGAAAAUCAAACGGUUGUGGUACAAGAACAGCCCCGUACUGCAACGCCGGAUGGAGGCUACGGCUGGAUCGUGACCCUCUGCGUUGCAGUCGUCAAUGCCCAUUCGUGGGGCGUCAACGCCGCAUACUCGGUGUUCCUGGCUUAUUAUCUAAAAAACGACACGUUUCCGGGCGUCGGGCCCCUCGAGUAUGCGUUGGUCGGAUCCUUGAGCAUCGGAACCACUCUUUUACUCUCUCCACUGGUGACUAUGUUUGUUCGAGCCGUCGGGACACGGCCUACCAUGGUCUGCGGUGCUCUCCUACAGUCAGUGAGCCUCAUAUGCGCGAGCAUAUCGACUGCCUUUUGGCAGCUUUUGCUGUCCCAGGGUGCCUUCUUCGGCGUCGGAAUGGGGUUAUUGUUUCUUCCAUCGUACGGUAUCGUUUCCCAAUGGUUCACCAAGCGACGUGCACUGGCCAAUGGGGCGGCGAUCGCAGGAGCUGGUCUUGGAGGCCUCACAUAUUCCCUGAGCGCAUCGGCGAUGAUUGGGAGCCGGGGUCUGUCCUGGACCCUUCGAAAUUUUAGCAUCAUUACCUUUGUGGUCAAUACAACAGCCAUUUUACUCAUCAAAACCCGGUACGAAUCAAUUGGUUCACGGCAACUGGCCUUUGACUUUACUCUUCUCAAACGAAUGGAAUACAUCGCUUUGCUGGUCUUUGGCUCUUUGAGUAUGCUUGGUUAUUUCGUUCUGGUCUUCACCCUCGCCAACUAUGCGAAUGAGAUCGGGCUUGACGACUCUCAAGCGGCAGUCAUUCCGGCUCUCUUUAUGCUAGGCCAGGCACUCGGGCGUCCACUCAUUGGACACUUCGCCGACAGUUUUGGGCGUUUCAAUCUGGCCACAUUGAUGACCUUGUUGACCGGCGUCUUUGCGUUGUCAAUUUGGAUCAACGCCAAAACUUACGGAUUACUGAUCUUCUUUGCUCUUGUGCAGGGCACCGUGGGUGGUGUCUUUUGGGUACUCGCUGCGCCGGUCAUGGCUGAGAUCAUUGGUAUCGAAAAUCUACCCUCGGGACUGAGUAUCUUCUGGGUUGUGCUGGCUAUUCCGUCGAUUGCAAGUGCGCCAAUCGUCCUACAGAUUGUGGCCAAGAGCGGGUCGUAUGUCUGCGCACAGAUCUUCACAGGAGUUGUCUUCGUUGUUGCUGGUCUCUGCAUGGGCCUUCUUCGACGUUGGCAGAUUAGCCAAAAUGCUAAGCAGAGGAGUGAAAGGACCUUGGACCGAACUGACGCCGUAGCAGAGGAAGCACAGCGUGGACAUCCCAAAAGGUUUGUCCGUGCCUGCUUUCGGACGCAAAUUAUCUGA
Fonsecaea nubica is the source of this 1383-nucleotide messenger RNA. RefSeq lists its product as hypothetical. Gene Ontology annotation, biological process: transmembrane transport. Lineage: Eukaryota; Fungi; Ascomycota; Eurotiomycetes; Chaetothyriales; Herpotrichiellaceae. The record is from RefSeq and is a predicted model, not a curated record. Bases 1 to 1383 code for a protein of 460 amino acids. Gene Ontology annotation, molecular function: transmembrane transporter activity. The transcript has a single exon.